UCAUCUUCAUAACGCGGUUUUGUUUCACCAAACUCAAACAAACACACAUUCCAUUCAAACCUAACUAACAAUCAAUCAGAUCAACACACACCCAAACAUUCGUCGAAAAAUCAAAACCGAUCUCAAUCCAAUCUAAACCAUUCGAUCUCACUCCCAAUCGAAUCAAUUACAAUUCUACUCUCAGAACUUGGAAUCAGCUAAAACCCUAACAGUAAGUGAUGUUGCGAGCUCUAGUGCGGCCUCUCGAGCGGUGGUGCCCAGGAAGCAGAUCGAGCGGCGAUAACUUACUCUGGCAAUCGGAGCUGAGACCGCACGCCGGCGGAGAGUAUUCGAUCGCGGUAGUUCAAGCCAAUUCGAGACUAGAGGAUCAGAGUCAGGUCUUCACAUCAUCCUCCGCCACUUACGUCGGCGUCCACGACGGCCACGGCGGACCCGAAGCUUCUAGAUUCGUUAACAGACAUCUCUUCCCUUACAUCCACAAGUUCGCUAAAGAAGAAGGAGGACUCUCUGUGGAUGUGAUUAGAAAAGCAUUUAAAGAAACUGAGGAUGAUUUCUGUCAUAUGGUUAAACGAUCCUUACCGUCGAAACCGCAGAUGGCUACUGUGGGGACUUGCUGUCUCUUUGGUGCUAUCUCCGAUGGUACGCUGUACGUUGCGAAUCUUGGGGACUCGAGAGCGGUUCUUGGGAGAGUGGUUUCAGGGGUUGCUGUAGCUGAGAGGUUGUCUACUGAUCAUAACGUUGCUGUUGAAGAAGUGAGGAAGGAGGUUAAGGCGCUUAACCCUGAUGAUUCGCAGAUUGUUAUGUAUAUUCGUGGAGUUUGGAGGAUUAAAGGCAUUAUUCAGGUAUCGAGAUCAAUUGGGGAUGUGUACUUGAAGAAACCAGAGUUUUACAGGGAUCCGGUGUUCCAGCAACAUGGGAAUCCCAUUCCUUUGAGGAGACCUGCGAUGACAGCUGAACCCUCCAUCAUUGUAAGGAAGCUUAAGCCACAGGACUUGUUUCUCAUAUUUGCAUCAGACGGUCUCUGGGAACAUCUUACUGAUGAAGCAGCCGUAGAGAUUGUACUCAAACACCCAAGAGCUGGAAUUGCACGAAGACUCGUAAGAGCAGCUCUCGAGGAAGCUGCAAAGAAGAGAGAAAUGAGAUAUGGAGAUAUGAAGAAAAUCGCCAGAGGAGUUCGAAGACAUUUCCAUGACGACAUAAGCGUCGUUGUUGUUUAUCUCGAUCAACACAAACCGAAGAAUGGUAAACUGGUACAGCAAGGAGGCAUCACAGCUCCACCGGAUAUCUACUCACUACGCUCAGAUGAAGCUAAGCAACGGCAGCUUCUCAAUGUGUUAUACUGACUCAGAUUAUGUUAAGUGGGUGGUUUUGGAUAAAAAUCAAAAUAGGGAAGAAAACUUGUUUACAUAUUUGUUUAAUCUUUUACCAUGGAUGUAUGUUCUUUUUAUGUAUUGGAAUUGGAUUUGUAUAUUCUUUUACCCUUUUCUUUUUGGGCAAAGCAGUUUUGCUUUUGACAAUCAAUACUUUUGUUGUACCGAAGUAUGAAAACUUGUUUGAGUUUAUGAGAAGAUUGAUUGAGCC
This is a messenger RNA of Raphanus sativus (radish), 1581 nucleotides long. Its product is annotated as probable protein phosphatase 2C 63. The coding region runs from base 219 to 1343 and encodes 374 amino acids. The transcript is spliced from 4 exons. Gene Ontology annotation, biological process: protein dephosphorylation. NCBI's taxonomy places the organism in Eukaryota, Viridiplantae, Streptophyta, Magnoliopsida, Brassicales, Brassicaceae. The record is from RefSeq and is a predicted model, not a curated record. Gene Ontology annotation, molecular function: protein serine/threonine phosphatase activity.